AGAGAGAGAGAGAGAGAGAGGAAGGGUUAGGGUUAGGGUUAGUGUGGAAUGGCGGAGGUGGUGGAAGACAGCGAGGCUCCUGUGAAGAAGGAGGAGACGAGCGAUAUGGAGUCCAAGAUAUUGGAGGCUAUGAGGGCUCGAAUCCCACACUUCAAGGAGCAAUCUGAUUCAUUGACCUUUGUGAAUGUACGAAGAGUAUUAGAGAAACACAUGGGUUUGGAGCCAUCUGCAUUGGAUGCGCACAAAGUAUUUGUCAAGGAACAUCUGUUGAAGUGCUUAGAAGGUGCUGGUGAGGACAAUACCUCAAAGAGUUCUGGGCAGACUGAUGAUAAAAGUCUGACUAAAGGAGAAGCAACAGGAUCUACUGAAGGGCAUCAGUCAAGUAAAGAUAUGAAGGAAAUUAGCGCAGAUGAGGAGAAGGUGGAAGACUCUCCUGCAUCAGAUGCUCUAACAAAGCAUAAAACAGCUAAAUCAAAAACUGAGGGAUCUAAAAGUUCCAAUAACAAAAAGGCUCCAACUGAGGCCAUGAUAAAGCUAGCCCUUGCAAAAAGAGGUUCUUAUAUCAAAGCUAAUAUCGAGAAGCUUACCAUGGGUGAACUUCGUCGAGUUUUAGAGAAAGAUCUUAAACUUGAGACCAAUAGUCUUGAUCUGUAUAAGAAGUUUAUAAAUCAGCAAUUAGAUGAGGUUUUAGAAUCCUCUAUAGCUCCUGAACCUGUCAAAAAUGUGAAGAAAACUGUUAAGAAACCUCAGAGAAAACCAACUCCUGAGGAGAUUAGUGAAGAGAGCUCUGGUCCUGCAGAUAGUGAAACUGAUGAGGAAGAAGAUGAAGUUAAACCUAGAAAAAGAAGUGCUAUGAAAGUUACAAAGAAACGGAAAAUAUUGGCAAGGGAGACCAACAUCUCUGGAAAGAAGCGGAUUAAGUCUCUUAAGGCAGACUCAGAGGAAAAAGAUGAUGCAAAAGACGGUGCAAAUGUGUCUGAAGAUGAAGAUUCUCGUUCAUCUGCUGAGAAACCUGUGAAGAAGAAAGAAGUUUCGGCACCUGCAUACGGUAAACGGGUGGAGCAUCUAAGAUCCGUUAUCAAAGCUUGUGGAAUGAGCGUUCCCCCCUCAAUUUACAAGAAAGUCAAGCAGGUGCCGGAAAACAAACGUGAAGGUCACCUGAUAAAGGAGUUAGAGGACAUACUUAGUCGUGAAGGGCUAUCUUCGAGUCCCAAUGAGAAAGAAAUCAAGGAAGUCAAAAAGAAGAAGGAGAAGGCUAAAGAACUUGAGGGCAUUGACAUGAGUAAUAUUGUAAUGAGUUCACGUAGAAGGUCUACCACUAGUUUUGUACCUCCUCCCAAGCCCAAAAUACCUGUAGAUAGUGAUUCUGAUGCUGGAAAUACAGAUGAUGACAAUGAUGAGGAAGAGGAUGAGGUUGAAGAUAAGGAUGAUAGUAGUAGUGAUGAAAACCAUAGUGAGAAUGAUGACGGCGAUGAGGGCAGUGAUUAGAUUAUGCAAGGAGUACAUUUGCAGAACACCAGCGACGGAUUUAGUUUUGAACUAUUUAUGUACAAUUAGACCCAGUAUAGCAUUAUUAUGGUGUGACACCAAAUAUCAGUUAAGUUCGCAGCACCUUGCAGUUAUAUUACCUGUAAACUAUAGACAGAAAUUGCUGUCUUUGGUGGUAAGAACAAUGCGCGUCACUUUAAAAUAUUCUUAGUGUUUUGAAAGGAUCAAUGUGAUCGGAGUUAAUGUGAAUGUUGUUAGCUUGGAUUU
Argentina anserina (silverweed cinquefoil) is the source of this 1755-nucleotide messenger RNA. RefSeq lists its product as uncharacterized. The record is from RefSeq and is a predicted model, not a curated record. The transcript is spliced from 9 exons. The coding region runs from base 49 to 1488 and encodes 479 amino acids. Gene Ontology annotation, cellular component: nucleus. NCBI's taxonomy places the organism in Eukaryota, Viridiplantae, Streptophyta, Magnoliopsida, Rosales, Rosaceae.